Molecule: messenger RNA, 1699 nt
Organism: Phycodurus eques (leafy seadragon)
Lineage: Eukaryota; Metazoa; Chordata; Actinopteri; Syngnathiformes; Syngnathidae
Gene: sprn2
Product: shadow of prion protein 2
Exons: 3
Coding region: 241-708 (155 amino acids)
Source: RefSeq, a predicted model, not a curated record
UAGUCGAGACCGCAACUCAUCGGACAAUUAGAGCAUUAAGUCCAAAUUAGACCAGUAGGUGUUAGGCUUACUGUCAGUGGUGCAGCAGAUUACCAACCACUCCGCCAGCCAAUGACAGCCGGGAGAGGCAUGAUCCCCUCGACGUGACCGUCUGAAGGCUUCUGGAAGAGGGAAAAGCCAGAGGCGCUUCACCUGAGGAACUUGGAUUUCUUCCCGAAAGACCAACCAGGUUAAACAAUCAUGUCCAUGCUACAACAAGUCCCCCUGACAGUGGCCAUGUGUGUGCUGCUCUUAGCCACACUGACCCCCACCUCGGAGGCCCGACGCGGCGGAGGCUUCAGGGGGGGUUGGGGCGGCAGCAGGCCAGCCUACAGGCCGGCCCCUCCCAGAAGCAACGGACCCAGUGCGGGUAAAGUAGCCGGCGCUGCGGCGGCGGGAGCCAUCGGGGGAGCCAUGCUGGGGUCCGCUCUGAGCCGCCCCGGGUACGGCUACGGCGGAGGGUACGGGGGAUACGGAGGGUACGGGGGCUACGGGGGAGGCUACGGCUACGGCUACCCGCGGUACGGCGGUGGCUACGGACCCAGGCCUGCGUAUGAGCCGGAGGGCUCCGGAGAUAUGGAGUACUACACCGGCGCGUCCAGCGGCCCCAUCUACAACAGCAUCAUCGUUGUGAUCGGCUCCCUGCUCUCUCUGCUGCUCAUCAUGUGAAGACACGCUGAGGGUAGCUAGCAAAAGUUGCACCUGCAACACCACCCUCCAAAAAUUACAAGCUACGGCUUUACUGGACCUCGUCUGCACCGAAACCCGUCGAGGACAGCGAGUUGGCGCAAGAAGUAGUGUGCACCGAGAGUCUGUUCGCACUGACGGGCACUACAGCGGUAGACUAAAUGUAACUUGCAACCUAAACAAUCAGGGAACUGAAAAAUGCUGACGUCGUCGAGGGCUAGAGGAGGAGUUUUAAAUCUGAUUGGUUAAAAUGACAAUGAUGUGUUAAUGAAUCGAAAUUCAAAUGAUUGUGAAAGAAACAUUCUCAUGGUGAAAAUAGUUUACCUUUGAACUUUCAGCACUAUUGAUUCUGCUGGCCCUGGGCUGAUUUCAUUGACGUGGCAGCACGUAGACGCUGGAAUCCGAUAUCUAACGUCCACAUGACGUACUGGCAGUAGUGCAGCCAAAGGAAAUGAAGAGAAUAACGUGGGGAAGGAACGAAUAGAAUCCCAUGAAUGAAAUAUUAGAAUUGAAGAUGUCGACGUAGAUCACUGCUUCUGUUAAGUGUUGCGGGCAGCGACGGCAUCUGUGUUGUUGUUAUAUUAUAACCUGCUAAUUUGAGGACAUCAAAGUUCUGCCUUCACUAUCGUGAUAUUGCUUACUGUCAGACAGGCACUCCAAUCAAUCUCAGUUAAUCGUGCGGAGCUAUUCGAUUGUCUAGGGGUACCUAAUGAAAUGGCUGUUGCGUGGAAAUGCAGUCAUUGAAUAUGAAAUUGUGUAAGGAUCCUGAGUAGAUCCCAGGGAAGUCACAUGAGGACCAAAUAGUGCUCAUGACUAAUACAGCUUUGGUUCAGCCAAUCAGUACAAUGCUUGUUUGUAAUAAAUCUUUAUGAGAUCAACAUGUUUUUGUAGACUGUUAUGAUGACAAAUGUGCUUUACUAUUGUAGAUUGUUCCUUAAUUUAAGACAAAUUACAAUAAAUAAAGACAGUUUGA